GUUUUGAGUCUCAUUAUAGAAGAAGAUCUUGAAAGCAAUUUUAUCUUAUAUAUCCUACUUUUUCCACUAUACUUUAAAACGGAAUCACAACUUUGCGAAACAUAUCGCUUUCGCUGGUUUCAGUUGCCAGCGAUAGGCAAACGAACAUAAUCAUAAACUUAAGAUUCUAACAAAGUAAAGUUUUCAUAAGCGCCAUUGCAGCGGGCUUACGAAAACUUUUAAGAAAACUUCUGGAAGCGGAAAGCGGACCUCCGACGAAAUUUCCAAGGCUACGACGGGCCGCGCGCGGGUUAUUUGGGCUUUCUCAGUUCAAACCUUUGAGUUACCCGCUCUCUCUUCUUGCUCCAAUCAAUCUUCAGUCCACAAAAUCUGAAAUCCACUUUAUCUAUUUUAGAUUAUUAGGUUUGCUAUCUCUUUGAUCCAAGCUUUUAUGUAUCACAACAAAACCCUAAUUCUACAAAUUGCUCCAGCGAAGAACUUAGCGAAGGAAUUGUGCUUCCAAUGGAUUACUUGAAAACUGUUGCCCCCACUCAGAUUUUGUCUGAACGAGGAGCUAAUCUCGUUGUCAUCAACUUAGGGUCUGCUAAUGUAAGAGUAGGAUUGGCUAUGGAUGAGAAACCUUUCAAUGUUCCUAAUUGUAUUGCAAGAUACAUUACACAAUCUGGGAAACCAACUGUUGUUGAUCAGAUGCUUAACACUGAGGUCACUACUAAUCAACAUGUUGACCGUGAGAGAGCUUAUAAUUCUGCGGCAUCGCUGUUGAAGAUACUGUUCCUGGAUGAAAGUUCUUCUUCUGGCUCUGCAUCUCGCAAGAUGGGGAGGAUCGACGGAUACAAUCAAGCGAGUACGAUAAAGAAAGAUUCAGUCUUUACUUGGACUGAUGUGUAUGAGGAUGAGAAAAUUUCUCUUGCCUCACCAGCAGAAACUUCUCCUGAUAAAGGUGAUGCUAGUGCAUCUGAAGCUGUUCCUGAUGUUACUGACUCUAAAGAUACUAGUGAGAGUAAACGCAAGUAUAGGAAAAUGAUUUUUGGUGAAGAAGCUUUGAAAAUAUCGCCAAAAGAGCCAUAUUGUUUAUACCAUCCUAUUCGGAGAGGUCACUUCAAUGUUUCGCCACAUUAUUCAGCGCAACGGGUUUGUGAGGACUUAACUGCUAUCUUGGACUGGAUUUUAUUAGAGAAACUUCAUAUAACUCACAAGGAGAGAUUCUCUUUUCAUGCUGUUAUUGUUGUCCCAGAAACAUUUGACACCCGCGAAAUAAAGGAAAUGCUAACUAUUGUGUUGGGAGAGCUAUACUUUAACUCAGCAGUUGUCCACCAAGAAGGUCUAUCGGCCGUUUUUGGGAAUGGUUUGACAACAGCUUGUAUUGUGAAUAUAGGAGCCCAGACAAGUACAGUAGUUUGUGUCGAGGAUGGGGUCUCAUUGCCAAAUACUGAAAAGAUUUUACCUUUUGGAGGAGAGGAUAUAUGUAGAUGCCUUCUAUGGAUUCAGAGGCAUUACCAAAAGUGGCCACAAAUCAACACAGAUGUUUUGGCAAAGCCAAUCGAUAUGCUGAUGCUUAAUCAACUUAAGGAGUCAUUUUGUGAAAUUAGAGCAGGAGAACUUGAAACUGUUGCAACGGUUCAUUCUUAUGAGGAAGGCAUGCCAGCUGUGCCUCACAAGACAAAUCUCACCUCCCUUAACGUUCCACCAAUGGGUCUGUUUUAUCCUAACCUUUUGGUCCCUGAAAUAUUUCCCCAGCCACCACGUCAAUGGUUUCAAGACUACGAGAAUAUGUUGGAAGACACUUGGAACAUGGACUUUGGAGGUGGUGGUAACAUGGGAUUACCAAUGUGGGAUAGUUUUGCAUUUUCGCCUUCAAAACCAAAGAAAGAAGAGAAGAUUGGUCUCGCUGAAGCCAUUACAAGCAGCAUUCUCUCUGCUGGACGCAUAGACCUUAGACGGAAGCUUUUCUCCAGCAUUCAAUUGGUAGAUCCUGAAAACCUUUUUUUUUACACACUCAAGUUUUCGCCAUGUACUUCCUUAAAAUCAUGUGCUACCAUGUAACUCUUCAUACAUGAAUGUGUUACCUUGGAACUCUCUCUCUCUUUUGGCUUCUCAGAUUGGUGGUGCUGGUUUGACGAAAGGUCUUGUAGCGGCAGUGGAAGAAAGAGUUCUUCACGCGAUACCUCCAACUGAAGCCAUUGAUACAGUGCAGGUUCUGCCAUCAAGAACGGAGCCACAAUUCGUAACUUGGAAAGGAGGAGCGAUAUUGGGAAUUCUGGACUUUGGGAGGGAGGCUUGGAUUGAGAGACAUCAAUGGAUGGUAAAUGGGGUUAAUAAAGGUGGUCUAAAGAAGUACAAAGACUCUUAUCACCUUCAAGGUCAAGCAAUGUACUUCAUCAACCCCUAGUUUCUGUCUAUAUCUUAAGCUUUCUCUGUUUCUUAUCAGAAUACUUUUACUUGUCAUAACUCAAAACCAAAAACAAAAAUUCUCAGAGUAAAUGUUAUUUUGCUAAGAUAUUCUCAGAGUUUGGAUUGAUUCGAGGCAUAUAAGAAUUUAACUGAUUUGGUCAUCUUUAAGAUCAUAACUAUUAA
Messenger RNA from Arabidopsis thaliana (thale cress), 2574 nucleotides. RefSeq names its product actin-related protein 9 (gene ARP9). The coding region runs from base 502 to 2043 and encodes 513 amino acids. The record is from RefSeq and is marked reviewed. The transcript is spliced from 17 exons. NCBI's taxonomy places the organism in Eukaryota, Viridiplantae, Streptophyta, Magnoliopsida, Brassicales, Brassicaceae.